Myxocyprinus asiaticus (Chinese sucker) is the source of this 2714-nucleotide messenger RNA. Its product is annotated as FAST kinase domain-containing protein 2, mitochondrial-like. Lineage: Eukaryota; Metazoa; Chordata; Actinopteri; Cypriniformes; Catostomidae. The record is from RefSeq and is a predicted model, not a curated record. Gene Ontology annotation, cellular component: mitochondrial matrix; ribonucleoprotein granule. Gene Ontology annotation, biological process: regulation of mitochondrial mRNA stability; mitochondrial RNA processing. Gene Ontology annotation, molecular function: RNA binding.
CGUUCCUGUCAUGGCUGCGCCCUGAAUGAGAGCAGUGCACAUGCGAAGAGAGAACAAACGAAGGGUUACACCAUGUGUGAAACUUAGAAGACCCUGCCUGUGGCUUUGUCAUGUCAUAUUUUAUAUAAUAUGAGAAUGUAUAAAUCAGGUUUUAAGAUGCUCAGAUAUGCUCUGAGGUCAACAUCAUUGUGGAAAUGUGAUACUUUUAUGUGGACAAAGACAGUUUUAGACUGUAAGAGCAGAAGUUUUGCUGUUUCCUCUCGAUUAGGGAGAAAAACCGCACACACUUUAGAAACAGUGAGGUAUUACUCUCAAGGCAAUGAUUCUGAGGAACUCCAUGUUGCCUUGCAAUCCACCACCAAAGCCACUAAACUACACCCAACAGAGAUUAGCGUAAUACCCUCAGAUAAACCAGAGCAGGCGGCCCCUUUCUACACAUAUUAACAGGACUGUUUUUCCCCCACUGAUGUGCUAGACAGGUUGAAACAAUUCCCAGUGCCACAGCAGCACAUCAGCAGGUUUACACGCAUGUGGGAAAGUAUGAAGAAAAUGACAGAUGAACAGCGGCGCUAUGAGCUGCAGUUGAUGUUUGAACACCCAACGUUUGAGGAGCUCUGCGAUCGGGCCACGACUGACGCCUGGCGCAUGAGGGGUGAAGAUCUGGCCUACAGUCUGCUUGCAAUUGUCAAGCUGCGGGUUUCACAAAAUGCACGAGUAGUGCAGACGUUGCUGCGUGUUAUACAGGAGCGUCUGACUCAGUUUGAUGAGAGGUCUCUGUCAGUGCUGGCGGGCUGUAUUCGGGGCAUGGACAACAGUAAAAAUGUUCAAGCCCUGAGAGAGGCUUUAAGGUUGUUGCUAAAGGAUCAUAUUCCUGAGAUCCAGAGUGUAGUAGUCCUUCAGAGCAUGAUGCAAGCAGUGGGCAAAGACUCGCCCAUACACCUGAAGAAAAAACUGGCGAUGAAGGCUCUUUCAUUGGCAGAUGAGUUUAGUCCCCCCAACACUCAGUACAUGUUCUUCAGUCUGGCUGCCAUGAGCCUGAACUUCAAACCUCUGCUGGAUGUCUGCAGCAAGAAGAUAGCUGAGAAUGUGCAUGAGUUUCCCUUCAGUAGACUGCUAGCGGUGCUGAAGUCCUGUCAUGAGCUUCACUACAGGAACUACACUCUCUUCAGCUCUGUUUCUGAGUAUGUGAGCAACACCUUUGAUAUGUGGUCCAACAAACAGGUGAUUCUGUUUCUAGUAACAUUUGAGGAACUUGCGUUCAGACCUGUGGCUCUGUUAGAUGCAUUUGCAGAGAGAAUAAUGCAGAAAUCGGACAGUCUGACCCUGAGAGACAUCCUGAGCAUUUUAAAAGUCUUUUCAUUGCUCAAUCAUGACCUGAAAGAGAACAAACAACAGUUUUUGGCCAGCAUAACAAAGGUCUUAGAGUGGUACCUCCCAAAGAUCUCUCUCAUUGAGCUGCUCAAAGUCGUUCACUAUCUUGGAUUACUGGAUCACUUCCCUCAAACCCCACUGGAGAAACUGCUCAACCACAACACCCUGGAGCAGCUACUGCACAGAGGCAGACAGUCAAAUAAGGUGGCGAGAUGGCUGCAGACUUUGGACCUGUGUCUGCGAUUGGACAGACACCAAUUGCCCCCCGCUCUUACGUCCAUCCCAGACCUCCACAACACAGUUCCUGCUCAUGAGCUCUCGGUCAACCAGGAAGUGCUCAGUACAGUCAGGGGCAUCAUGGGAUGUGAUGCGGUUCAAGACAGUGUGCUGGAACAGGGUGUUUAUUUCAUUGAUUGUGUGAUUACUCUACGUCAUCAAACAGAAGAGAAUUGUGACCCCCACAUUAAAGAUUCUGGGUCCCUUAAAUGUGCCCGAAGGAUUGCAAUGGUCUGUGCCCCGUCAGCUUCAUUUUGCUUUGGCACAACGCAUCCCAGAGCCAGCCUGGCUGUCAAACUUCGCCAUCUCAAAAUACUUGGUUAUAAACCUGUUUUGGUUCCAGUCCAUGAGCUCAGCUCUCUGAUUGAGGAGGAAAAGAUUAUGAUGCUGCAGAAUCUAAUUUUACCAGGACAGGAGUCCUCUGAAAUUCUGACAUCACAGUGAACAGUGAACUGUACCUACAGAACCAAUUCUGUAGUCUUUCAUGUGGCUCCAUAGAUGAGCACAGCCUUGUGAUCUUAGUAGGAUAUUGAUUCAGGAUGCAUAUUUAUUGAUUUGUAAUAUCAGUAUUGUACAGUUAUGUAUUUUUUCCUCCAACACCAAGAGAAAAACAAACUCUGUGAAAGAUUGAAUAAAUAUGCAUUGAAUUUUGCUUAUCAUAAUAAACACAUUUUUACAGUUUUUGCCAGUGCUUAAGAAUAUUAAACCUAUUAAACGGCAACCCAAUUCUGAGCACAAAUCUGAAAAGGAUGUAGACAAAAUACAGUAAAAUGGUUGCAAUUCAUUAACCUAUUGUACUCCAGACAUAAGCCUGGUCUCUCUUGAGUUUUUUUUUUAAUUAAAGAAUGAAUUAAAGUUAUUAAAAAACAUAGCAAGAAAAGCUUCAAUUUAUUGGGGAGUGAUAAGCAGUUAAACUUGAAUUUAAUUAAAUACAAUGGUAUAUAUAGUUUAGUGCCCAUUUCCAUCAACAAAAUUACUAUUGCACUAUCAUGCUUUUGGACAUUUUAUGAUAAUAUUAUGUUUUAUUGGACAUGUACUAUGAACAUAAAUAAUUAAAUAAAAAUACU